This is a messenger RNA of Suillus subalutaceus, 1021 nucleotides long. RefSeq lists its product as uncharacterized. The annotation marks the transcript as partial. Gene Ontology annotation, molecular function: protein binding. NCBI's taxonomy places the organism in Eukaryota, Fungi, Basidiomycota, Agaricomycetes, Boletales, Suillaceae. The record is from RefSeq and is a predicted model, not a curated record. The transcript is spliced from 2 exons.
AUUUGUUCUCACUUACUGAAACUUACUCGUCUCGUUGUUCUAGCCCAUCACCCUUGUGGUCUUGGAAAUCACUGGUACCCUCCAAAACAUCAAGAAGGAUAAAAUUGUGCCGUCCAUGGUUUUGGACAAGAGACCUCCGUCGGCUUUCUCAAUCUGGCCCGGGCGCUUGCCAACUGAAGUCCUAUGCUAUAUUUUCGAUUACUGUCUCCCGGACACCAAGUACUUGUCGCCCACACCAGAUAUGGCUCCCAUCCUACUGACCAGGGUAUGCCGACGAUGGAGGGAGGUUGCUGUGGAUAUGCCAAGUUUAUGGUGCAGACUGUCUCUCAAAGUCUUUCUCAAAGACUGGCAGCGGAACGCUUUCUGCUAUGACACAUGGCUCAAGCGAUCACGAGGACUUCCGCUCUCGUUGGCGCUUCAGUGGCAGGGACAUGUCUCAACCGAACUACAAAACCUUCUUCAACCAUACCUCAAGCAAGUCUUGUCUCUCUCUAUCUUAUCUUUGGAAAACGCCGAGAAACCUGCACUCGUGUUAAGAAACCUCUCGGAACUUCAGCAGCUGACCAUAAGGAUCGUUGGUCCUUUGGAGCCAGCCCUUACACAAUUCUUCCCAUGCAUGCCAUUCACUCUCCGCAGUCUCGAGGUAACUGGGCCAUUGUUUGACCUCACGCGCCUAGACACUCUCAAUCACGUAUUGCCUCACCUGACAAAUAUCAGGAUCAACAUAUACAACUCAAUUACAUGCCUUCGUUUAUUCCAGCUUGCUCCCAACCUCUCCUCGUUAAGCAUUGGUAUAUUGUUCUUCGAAACACAGGCCUUAACACCGUUCACACACACCAAACUUCAAUUCUUGCGCAUCGUCGAUGUCAUAGGGUCCACAGACCAGUUACCUGACUUGUUCAACGCUCUCUCAUUCCCCAAUUUACGCGUACUCGAAGCUCGCAGUGUACCAAAAUGGCCUCAUGAGGAGUUGAAAGCAUUCUUGGCGCGGUCAAAAUUUCCCUUGGAAAGGCUGGUUCUU